Messenger RNA from Trametes versicolor FP-101664 SS1, 1385 nucleotides. RefSeq lists its product as uncharacterized. The transcript is spliced from 4 exons. Bases 683 to 940 code for a protein of 85 amino acids. NCBI's taxonomy places the organism in Eukaryota, Fungi, Basidiomycota, Agaricomycetes, Polyporales, Polyporaceae. The record is from RefSeq and is a predicted model, not a curated record.
GCUAUAGCCUCUCGUGCUCGCGCAUGUCCUCGUCUGACCAGCGGUCGUCGUCCGGUGACAUCCGGUACUCACGAUGGGGGAAUAGACAAUACACCCGAAGCACAACAACCAUUUGCGCGCAUGGCGCCUCUGGUCGACGGCGUUGUGCACGCCUGGCCAGACAGUCUGGGAAGCCCUCUCCCAAGGUUCGCGCCGCCAAGCCGCACCGUCACCGUCGUCGCCGCCGAAAUGAACGUUGUAGUCGACGACGGCCGACGACCGCGUAGCGCUGCGCAAAUAUUUGUGCACGCCGCGGGUCCGUGCACGAACAAUGGCACCAGCAGGAACGGGGGCGCGCGAGGGAGCGGGGCUGGGUGACGAGCCAGGGACGGGGGGCGCCUCAUGGCUGCCUCGCGCGUGCGGGCACCCCCCGAAGCGAAGCGAGCCCGCGCGCCCGGGCAUCUAAUCUAUAAAAACCGGGGGGAAUGCGUUUUUCUCCCCCUCCACUGCUCUCAGCGUCCUCGUCCUCGUCUCCGCCCCCGCCGACCUCCCUCAAGCCGUCGCCGUCGUUCAAGCCGACCUCGUCCAGCCCUACAGCAGACCAGCAUCAGCAAGCAGGCGUCCUCCGUAGCGCCCGUUAUUGUCCUCUCGCGCUCCCCCAUCUUCAAGUCCAGCAAGUGUACCCUCGUCCUCUCCUACUACCAUGUCUUCCUACGUCAGCUCUGAGGAGAUUGUUCCCGGCGACAUCGUCGCAGUUACCGCUCCUGGUGGCAGGCGUGAAGGCCUCGUCGUUGGAUCCCACCUCGACUAUGCCGGCAGGCAAGUCGUCGAGGUCCGGCUCGACGGUGGCGAGAUCUACAACGCAUGGUACCCGAGCUUGACGCGCGUACGCCGGACGAUCGAGUACACCCGUCCCUCGCCCCAGCACAAGCGUACCAUCGAGCGCACCAUCUACUGGUGAUCGCCCCCUCUGCUACACGGAUACUUUCUGGCCCCCGACUCGACUCGACACUCUGGACACUCUGGACGCGCGCGUUCCCGCGUGCGCGAAUACCUGCCCUGCUGCUCCGCGACUGCCGACCAUCCCGCACAGGCGCGGAUGCGCUGCGGCCGCCCCGCCCCCACAUACCUAGCCCGUACCUGCCCGUGUAUAGUUGUGACAUAGGACGCGGUGUACGCUGGUCUCCCCCUGGUUGGAUUCUCCUGCUUCUGCUUGGUUACCCCCGCUGCUAUAUGUAUGUAGAUAGAUACGCAUCCCAUCGUUUGUGCCCCUUCCCGCGGCGUGUCGUCUCGUUCUAUAUCCCCUUCCCGCGUGUCUGAACUAUGUGGCGUCGAUCUGCUUCCCUGGGACGGAGGACCAUGUAUGUAUCUACACAAACUCAAAGUUAUUCAGCCGUCUGCCAACA